This is a messenger RNA of Callorhinchus milii (elephant shark), 4960 nucleotides long. RefSeq names its product forkhead box O3b (gene foxo3b). Gene Ontology annotation, biological process: regulation of transcription by RNA polymerase II. Lineage: Eukaryota; Metazoa; Chordata; Chondrichthyes; Chimaeriformes; Callorhinchidae. The record is from RefSeq and is a predicted model, not a curated record. Bases 188 to 1639 code for a protein of 483 amino acids. The transcript is spliced from 3 exons. Gene Ontology annotation, molecular function: RNA polymerase II cis-regulatory region sequence-specific DNA binding; DNA-binding transcription factor activity, RNA polymerase II-specific. Gene Ontology annotation, cellular component: nucleus; mitochondrial matrix.
GUUUGUUGUCAACUUUUGUCUCUACCUCCCUUCCUUUUUCUUCUCUAGACCAUGCUCCCAUUAUACCCAAGAGCCUGCUCCCAUGCCCUGCAUGUCUUGCUGUUGAAACGAUUUGCACAAGAACAUCCCUCUUGAUGAGGAAUUCCUCAGAUUCUCUUGGCCUCUCCACUUCUACUCCAUCUACUUGAUGUUCCAAUGCACUGCACUGAUCCAGAGUUUUCAAUCUUGUAAUUCAAUUCGGCACAACCUUUCACUACACAGUAGAUUUGUCAGAGUACAGAAUGAAGGUACAGGUAAAAGUUCAUGGUGGAUGAUCAACCCUGAUGGUGGAAAAGGUGGCAAGUCUCCAAGAAGACGUGCAGUUUCUAUGGACAAUAGUAACAAAUAUGCAAAAAGCAGGGGAAGGGCAGCCAAAAAAAAGGCUGCUUUGCAAGUUGCACAAGAAACUACUGCUGAAAGCCCUUUGCAACACACAAAAUGGCCCGGGAGCCCAACAUCCCGCAGUAGCGAUGAAUUUGAUGCAUGGACAGACUUCCGUUCUCGUACAAACUCCAAUGCCAGCACUUUGAGUGGUCGGUUGUCUCCUAUUUUAGCCAAUCCUGAGUUAGACAAUGUUCAGGAUGAUGACACUGCUCCGUUGUCUCCCAUGUUGUACUCUAGUCCAUCUAACAUGUCCCCAACUGUAAGUAAACCAAGCGCUGUUGAACUGCCCAGGUUGACUGACAUGGCUGGAACCAUGAAUCUGAAUGACGGAUUAGCAGAUAAUCUUAUGGAAGACUUCCUGGACAAUAUUAACCUUCCAUCUCCUUCCCAGCAGUCAUCAUCUGGAGGUCUCAUGCAAAGAAGCUCAAGUUUUACGUAUGGUUCAAAGAGUUCUGGUUUAGGUUCGCCAUCCAGCAGUUUCAGCAAUUCUAUAUUCGGGCAGCCUGCUUUGAAUGGCUUGCGUCAAGCUCCCAUGCAAACCAUUCAAGAAAACAAACCAGCUACUUUUUCUUCAAUUUCUCGUUUUGGCAACCAAACUUUACAAGAUCUUCUUGCAUCUGAUUCACUAACCCACAGUGAUGUCAUGAUGACUCAGACUGAUCCUCUGAUGUCUCAGGCGAGUGCAGCAGUCUCUCUACAGAAUUCACAUAGAAAUCUGAUGCUUCAUAAUGAUCCAAUGAUGUCAUCCAUCACUGCCCAGUCUAAUCUGGCAAACCAUAAUCUGCUACGUCGCCAGUCUCCACCUCAGAGUUCUGAACUUAGUGGUGAUAGUGCCUUGUCAAACUCUUUGAAUCACUUGGCAUUACCAACAGACUCAAAUAACACAACCUCCUCAAAGCACCAGCUUCACUCAUCUGCCAAUCAAUCUAUGCAAAUAGGGUUGUCUGAUUCACUGUCUGGCUCUUCCUUGUAUACUGGAAGCAUGACUCUUCCCACUAUGGGCCAGGAUAAAUUCCCCAGUGAUCUGGAUUUGGAUAUGUUCAAUGGGAGUUUGGACUGCGAUGUGGAAUCGAUCAUCCGCAGUGAACUUAUGGAUGCAGAUGGGUUAGACUUCAACUUUGAUUCACUCAUUUCAGCUCAGAAUGUUGUCAACUUGAAUGUGGGACCCUUCACUGGUGCUAAACAAACCUCAACACAGAGCUGGGUUCCGGGUUGAAACCAGCUUUUCAGUGGUGGAAGCAGGCAAAGCAGGUCAGUGACUCAACAUCUGACUCACCUUUGCCAAAUCUGCUUUUGCCAAGAAACAAUGAAUUGGAUUGUAGUCAGUUUAUUUGACUGUUGUGAAUCUGACACUUUCAUCUGAAGGGCUGCAAUGGGGACAGUCCUUGGAAUUGCAUUUCAACCUAUGUGAAAGACAUCAAUGAAGUAUACAAGCUGCAUUUGAAAUGGAUCUUGAAGUAUAUUGUUAAACAAAUCUCCAAUUUGUAAGCUUCGUAGUAUCCCCGUAGUUCAUGUAAAACAGAAUCUUUAGUCCUAUAUGAACCAUUGGUUGAUACGGGUAGGUGCAGAUUUUAAUUUUUAGUGUACAUUCAAUAUCAGCAUCUGCCCAUGGACUCAUUUUAUAGCUGUUGUUGAAGUGUCAAUGGAACGGGACUAAUUGACUGUGCCACCAAAGGCAUGAAUUUUAAUGUUGAAACAACUAUACUGACCGAAUGAUGCAGGACACAGAUUUGUGUCAGAAUGCCAGGAAACUUAUACAUAUGAAGGUUUUAUUCUUUUUAAUCUGCUAAUAUAUGACUAAUUAACUGGUAUUUUAAGUAAUUUGAAACUGCAUGAACUUAUUUACAUAAGUUUUGAAGGGCAACUAGGAAUGAACCUUUCCCGUUUAUUUGGUCUUCUCUAAUCAAGAGUUGUAGAGGUUGUCUGUUGGAGAUGAAUGGAUGACUGCUUUGGCAUGUUGAUAAGUUGCAUUGAGCUGGCAAGAACAUUGCUUGCAAAAGCUUGCAUAACUUUAUCGAUCACUUGUGAACAAAUUUCAUUAUCUUGAGCCAAGCAGGAGGAGGGAACAGGAAAAAAAGUGUUCAUGUGUGGGCAAAUUAAUAUUUUAUAGGAAACCCAGAGCCAAAUCAAGUUACUCCUUUCUGAAAGUUUUUUUUCUGCAUGAAUUGAGAUAUAAAUGUAUUUAAAGGAUUCCAGAAUACUUCCUAUGUAUCCAUUCAUCAUUUUAGUGAACAACCUUCCCAAAGUUUUCUUAAAAGAAAAAAAAACCUUUUUUGUUCCUUUUUUCUUCCCAUAUUAGUACAGGUUGUUGUAAAGAUAAUCAUAUCACCAGGUUUAAAAACAAACUGCCUCCCUUCUGAAGUGAAUCAUCAUUAAUCUGCUUUAAUGUGGUGAUCAACUUUCUGUAGGUACAUUCAUACAUGGUAAAUUGUUUUGCAUACUGCUUUUCUGUAUGACAUUUGUACAUUUAUUGAAAGUUUUACUGUACUGUUUGUACCCUUACUAGCCACCUUUUGAAGUUUCUAUAUAAGGCUACCAGUGGUAUGCCAGAAAUCAAUACAGAGCAGCUCAAAUUGCAAAAAAUUAUGCAUUUCUUCAAAUUUAACACGUAAGCUUUCCUUUUUAUACAAUAGGGUAAUGCACAUUUAUAUUUUAUUAUGGGGCAGAGAUGAAUCAUUAUGCAUGACUAUUUAGUAACUCGAAUAGUUUGUCCCAAAGUUCAUCGCAUGAAAUUCCCUGCAGUCACACUCAUUGAUAUAAGUGCUCCUGGGGGAACUAGCAGUGAAAUAAAAUGUGAUGGAAAGUUGUUGUAUAAUUGACCUGUUUCAUGCUUGUAUAUGGGGCCCUUGUCUUUUCAUCAUACAUCAAAAUUCAUCACAAAUUGUGAAUUAUGUGUUGUAUUUGUGGAACGAUAGCAUAUCAAUUAAGGCAACUAAAUUGUUUUUCAUCAAAGCAAAUGAAGGUUAAGGUGGUAUAAUCAUCACUGCCAUUCAUUGAUAUUUUUGUUGAAUUUUCCACCAAAAUUGUAUUUAAAUGACUUGUAAGGAUUCUGGGGCAUUUCUGCACUCAGUUUUGUUAAAAGCAGCAUGGUAGCAUAGCAAUUGACAUUUAUUUCACUGUGGUUUCUGGUCUGAGCAUUAUUGGUAUAAUUGAUUGCAUCAUACAGUCACUUUUCAGCGAGGUCAGGACAUAGGACAAUCUCAGGCUAGAAGAAAAGGGGGGAAAGGGCUUUGUAUUGAGCCAGAGCAAAUGUACAUUCAGGUGCCCUUAUGAAGUCAGAAGUCUAAUGAGGAUUAAAAACCAAAUAUAAAUAAUCGUUUUUUCUCUAAAAUUAGCUUAAUUUACUCAACACUAACCCAAUGAACUUGAAAUGAAAAGUAUCUUUUCAUGCUAUUUUAUUGCUGUCCACUGUAUGGCUUUUUGGUUUUACGACAAAAUAAGUCAUUCUCACGAAAAAGUUAACUGAUGCCUGAUCCUUGUAGGUCAGUCAAAUAUACUCGGUUUGAUGAUCACUAGGAAACAUCUGGUUAGUUUGCAGAGCAAGCCAUGUGAUAUUUGUUCACGCUCCACAGUACACUUUAGUGUAUUGAAAUCUUAUUUUAACUUUCACACCUCACAAAUGCUGUCACGAGUUAAACUGUGAGUGUGCUGUACUGUUUUUUAAAUCAGUGCAUCUUUUUAAAAACUGACAUAAGUAUCUCAAAUCCCAUGGGGUUCAUGAGCCACAAGAAGCCACUUUAUAUUAAGGGAAACGAUAUUGUAUGGCAAGACAGAUGAAUAUGCUAGCUUUAUUUACUGGAAAUUUGUCAGAUAACAAUUUUAACAGGGGGUGCGGUCUGUUAAACUGCAGUAGAUUUUUAAUUACAUAAGGAAGCUAAUGGUAUGUAAGUUCUGUGUAUUUCAUUUAUCUGUGCUCUAGAAGAAAACACAGUGCGCAUGUAAAAUAAAGCUCGACAGUAUAUAUUGAAGUGAAUUUCUCCCUGUAGCAUUCAUUGCCACAUGCAUAAAAAUGUACACAUUUUCACAGGCAAGUUAUGGUAGAUUUUAAGCUUCUAUAAAACUUUCUGAGAUUUUGGUCUAUUCUUUACAUGACUAUUAUUAAAAAAAAGUCAUUGUUGUGUUAAGAUGAGGAUUGGUUACUUAAAACUAAAUGGGUUUAGUACAAUAAAAGAACAAUUAAGUACAUGUCCAUCAAUUUACCUUUAGACUUUGGUGAAAAUGUCGGUAUUCAGAGAGAUUGCUUCAGUUUACUUUUCUGGAUGUCAGUGGAGGUGGGUGAUUUAUACAUGUACUGUAUCGGCAGCAAAAGCAAUCUUAUAACCACCUGUCUUAAACAACAUUGCCAUUUAUUCUAAUGCAAGUAGAGAGAGAAUUCAAAUUUUCAGCAUAUGCUAUUUCACACAUUUGUACAUGGAUAUGGUUACAAACUAUUAUCUAUUCUAUAUUGGAAUAACUUGAAGUGGUUGUAACUAUUGUUUACUGAUGCAUACCUUGGGACAAAAUAAAAUGUAUUGCUUCUGACUGAAGUUAGUGUAAA